Molecule: messenger RNA, 3217 nt
Organism: Dromaius novaehollandiae (emu)
Lineage: Eukaryota; Metazoa; Chordata; Aves; Casuariiformes; Dromaiidae
Gene: SLC25A22
Product: solute carrier family 25 member 22
Exons: 11
Coding region: 286-1242 (318 amino acids)
Biological process (GO): malate-aspartate shuttle; aspartate transmembrane transport; L-glutamate transmembrane transport
Molecular function (GO): L-glutamate transmembrane transporter activity; L-aspartate transmembrane transporter activity
Source: RefSeq, a predicted model, not a curated record
GAGGGGACGGCGGGGCCGCGGCGCGGCUCCUGCGCGGCCGCCGCCACAGAGGGCAGCGCCGAGCCGCGCCGCCCCGCCGGAGAGGAGCCCCGCAGCCCGCGCCGCCGGCGGGAGCCGCCCGUAAGAGCGAUGCAGGAUGGGGAAGGACCUGCCUGGCCGCUGCGUCCUGUCUCCUGCUGUUGCAGGGAGAAACCCUGAAGCCUUGAGGAGCAGUGACUGAAGAGGAAGUUAAGGAACAACCAGAAGGAACAAACCCAUUUCAUAACAAGAUCAAGUUUGAAUUAAAUGGCUGAUAAACAGAUCAGUUUACCUGCCAAGCUGAUCAAUGGAGGGAUAGCCGGGCUCAUCGGGGUCACCUGUGUCUUUCCCAUCGACCUGGCAAAAACCCGCUUGCAGAACCAGCAGAAUGGCCAGCGGAUGUACACCAGCAUGUCUGACUGCCUCAUCAAAACCAUCCGCUCCGAAGGCUACUUCGGCAUGUACAGGGGGGCUGCGGUGAACCUGACCCUCGUGACGCCGGAGAAGGCCAUCAAACUGGCAGCCAAUGACUUCUUCCGGCAUCACCUCUCCAAGGACGGGAAGAAGCUGACGCUGCUGCGGGAGAUGCUGGCGGGCUGCGGCGCUGGCACCUGCCAGGUGAUUGUCACCACCCCCAUGGAGAUGCUCAAAAUCCAGCUGCAGGACGCAGGCCGAAUCGCGGCGCAGAAGAAGCUGAUGGCAGCCCAGCUCUCGGCCGCGGCGGGGUCGGCGGAGCCGGUGGUGGAAGCACGCACCACCGCGACGCAGAUAACGAGGGAGCUGCUGCGGAGCAAAGGCAUCGCGGGGCUCUACAAGGGCCUGGGAGCCACGCUGCUGAGAGAUGUCCCAUUUUCCAUCGUUUACUUCCCGCUGUUUGCAAACCUGAACAAGCUGGGCCAGAAGGACCCCGACGUCAAGGCCCCGUUCUACGUGUCCUUCCUCUCCGGAUGCGUGGCCGGCAGCACGGCCGCCGUGGCCGUCAACCCGUGCGACGUGAUCAAGACGCGGCUGCAGUCCUUGCAGAGAGGCGUAAACGAGGACACGUACUCGGGAAUCCUGGACUGCACCAAGAAGAUCUGGCAGAAGGAAGGGCCCACGGCCUUCUUCAAAGGGGCGUACUGCCGAGCCCUGGUCAUCGCUCCCCUCUUUGGCAUCGCACAAGUCGUCUACUUCAUCGGCAUUGCGGAGUUCCUCCUGGACCUGCUCCCGAAGCGCCGGGCCUAGCCCCGCGUGCGCCUGCCCGCCCGCUGCCGUGCCCGGUCCAUCCCCGUGUCCGUCGUCCGUGUCGAUUGGUGUCAGAGCAACAGCACAAAGGGUUCGCGCGGGAACGCCGCGGGGACGUGGUCUCCAGACGAGCCAAGGCGGGGAGGGAGAGAGUCCCUUCUCCGUCCCAAGCUGGAGCUGGCCCCCUCCCGAGGACAAUACCUAGUUAUGCAUAUCUUUUUUCCGUUUUUUUGUUGUUGUUGUUGUUGUUUUUAACUGUCAUCCUUGAGGACACUGGUAAGCACAGACUGGGCUUGCGGCCCCAGAGGUCUCCUCCCAGCCUUGGCGGGGAAGAGGGAUGGGAAGGAAAGAACCUGAGCCCUCCUCCAUCUCAGCCCUCUUUCCCUCCCCAGGGUUAUCAGCUCUCCAAGAAAGACUCGGCCCUCCUCGGGGGUGCUGGGCCCCAGGCCGCGGGGCGCUCACGAGGGAGGCCCCGCGUCGCCCAGGGAGCGGGGGCGGAUGCUGGAUCUGGCCAAGUUUCUCGGCCUGGAAGCCUCCACCCCUCCCCACUCCCUCGCUGGAAGAGGAGCUGGACUUAGGUGAACUCCCCUGAAGAUCAGAGGAAGGGAAAGGGGAACAUUGCUGUUGUUUCUGUGAUUACUUUUGUUUUAAAGCAAAGGGACUUCCCUCCUAAGUGGGUGUCGCAGGCACGUCCAGGUGGGGUGCAGAGACGAGGCGUCUGCUCUGCAGGGACCAUGUCUGUGGGACCUCGUGAAUGUCCUGAGGUGCUUCGCUGCGCUCGGCUACGGGCAGGGGAGGGAGAGGAACUUGGGAUCAACUUUUUUUUUUUUUUUUUUUUUUUUUUUUUUUUUUUUUUGAUAUAGGGGAUGUAGGGUGGGGGGAACCAAACAAAAGGAAACCAGUUACAUUCCUUCAGCCUCCUGGCCCAGAGGCAGAAAGCGGUCUCCGUGGCGGGCGUACGGUUACCUGCGUCUUCUGGCCUGGCCCUCGAUGGCUCCCUCGUCCCCCUGCGCUCGCUGCCCGGCACGCAGGAAGGGAAGGGGAGGGGAGAGCAGAUGGAGGAGCCAUCCCCGGGGCCCAAAGGCCAGGAGACGCGCUAGAAAUGCUCCGCUUUUGUUUUCACCUCCCAUGGGCUGCGUCUGGUUUGGCUUUGACGGUGGACUGGGCGUUUGGAGCCGGUUGGUAGCGACAAGGCCAGAGGAUCCCCGCGCCCCGAGCGAGGAGCCGCUCGCGAACGUGCAGUCACGGGAGCGAGUCCUCCAGAUUGUCAAAAUUCAGCGUCCUGCUCGCUCUGGGGUAGUGACGGUUGGGUGAGGUGGCAGAGGGCAAAUCCACUCUUACAACCCCUUCUAUCAAAGGUAUGCUGGCCAGCUAAAAAAAUGACUUGUUGAAGAAAUUCCUCAUUAAGUACUCUCUUUGGCUGUAUUGUUAAUUCUAGUUUAACUUAUCCUAAGCGUGAGAUCUACAAACCCGGCGUGGUCUUCUCCAUUAUUUAUUCCAUUCGGUGCAAUCCACUCAACUUCGGUGUUUCAAUUAAACUGGUCAAAUUCACUUUCAUUCCUUCUUCUCUUCACUUGCUUGGUGUUUGUGUUUCAGAUGUAUAUUUAAAUUAGUUUGAAAAGAAAUCAGUGUUUUUAAUGUUGAAAAAAAUCCGUUUCAACAUUUUGGGUGUGUGAGGGUUGUUUUGUUUUGUUUUCUUUUCUUUUCAAGACCUGUAUGUCGAGGACCUUCUUCGUAGAUAUGUCCCUUUUCUCUUAGAAAAAGUUGUUCUGUGGCUGGUUGGUAACUCGUCACUUUGCUUAUGUGGAUCACUUCCUUUUUUUGUUGUUUUUUUUAAUAACUUUGGCGUGUAUCCGGGAAGGAACCUGUGCAGCGGCGCUCUCCGAUUCGGCCAGCUCUGUGACGUGUGUAGUGCUGUGAUGCUGCUCUUGCCCUGGAUCUCCUUAGGUGGAUUAAAAGAAAGUGGUUUUUUUAA